Messenger RNA from Elephantulus edwardii (Cape elephant shrew), 1945 nucleotides. RefSeq names its product kelch-like family member 22 (gene KLHL22). NCBI's taxonomy places the organism in Eukaryota, Metazoa, Chordata, Mammalia, Macroscelidea, Macroscelididae. Gene Ontology annotation, biological process: positive regulation of TORC1 signaling; proteasome-mediated ubiquitin-dependent protein catabolic process; protein monoubiquitination. Gene Ontology annotation, cellular component: nucleus; mitotic spindle; polar microtubule. The transcript is spliced from 6 exons. Bases 14 to 1930 code for a protein of 638 amino acids. The record is from RefSeq and is a predicted model, not a curated record. Gene Ontology annotation, molecular function: protein binding.
UGUGGCUGCCAGGAUGGCGGAGGAUCAGGAGUUAAUGCAGCUCUGCAAGUUGCCCCCAAAGCCUUCCCACUCACACUCCAUCAGCAACACUUACCGCAGCACCCAGCACUCGCAGGCCCUGCUGCGUGGCCUGUUGGCUCUUCGGGACAGUGGGAUCCUCUUUGAUGUUGUCCUGGUGGUGGAGGGGAAGCACAUUGAGGCCCACCGCAUUCUGCUGGCCGCAUCUUGUGACUACUUCAGAGGCAUGUUUGCUGGGGGACUGAAGGAGAUGGAGCAGGAGGAGGUGCUCAUCCAUGGUGUGUCCUACAACGCCAUGUGCCAGAUACUGCAUUUCAUAUACACCUCGGAGCUCGAGCUCAGCCUCAACAACGUGCAGGAGACACUGGUGGCUGCCUGCCAGCUUCAGAUCCCAGAAAUCAUCCAUUUCUGCUGUGACUUCCUCAUGUCCUGGGUGGACGAAGAGAAUAUCCUUGACGUCUACCGUCUUGCGGAGCUCUUUGACUUGAGCCGUCUGACAGAACAGCUGGACACGUACAUCCUCAAAAACUUUGUGGCCUUCUCCCGGACUGACAAAUACCGCCAGCUUCCCCUGGAGAAGGUCUAUUCGCUUCUCAGUAGCAACCGCCUGGAGGUGUCCUGUGAGACCGAGGUAUACGAGGGUGCUUUGCUGUACCACUAUACCGAGGAGCAGGUACAGGCCAACCAGAUCUCCAUGCACGAGCCCCCGAAACUCCUUGAGACCGUGCGGUUUCCACUGAUGGAGCCCGAGGUUCUGCAGCGGCUCCAUGACAAGCUUGACCCAAGCCCUCUGCGAGACACGGUGGCCAGUGCUCUCCUGUACCACCGGAAUGAAAGCCUGCAGCCCAGUCUGCAGAGCCCGCACACAGAGCUGCGGUCGGACAUCCAGUGCGUGGUAGGCUUCGGGGGUAUCCACUCCACACCCUCGACAGUCCUCAGUGACCAAGCCAAAUACCUGAACCCUCUGCUCGGGGAGUGGAAGCACUUCACGGCCUCCCUGGCACCCCGGAUGUCCAACCAAGGGAUUGCAGUUCUGAACAACUUUGUGUACUUGAUCGGAGGGGACAACAAUGUCCAGGGAUUCCGUGCCGAGUCCCGGUGCUGGAGGUAUGACCCCCGGCACAACCGCUGGUUCCAGAUCCAGUCGCUGCAACAGGAGCAUGCUGACCUGUGUGUGUGUGUGGUGGGCAAGUACAUCUAUGCGGUGGCGGGCCGAGACUAUCACAACGACCUGACUACCGUGGAGCGCUAUGAUCCCACCACCAACUCCUGGACUUACGUGGCCCCACUCAAGAGGGAGGUGUAUGCCCAUGCAGGUGUGGCACUAGAGGGCAAGAUGUACAUCACCUGUGGCCGCAGAGGGGAGGACUACCUGAGGGAGACCCACUGCUAUGAUUCCGGCAGCAAUUCCUGGCACAGCCUGGCAGAUGGGCCGGUGCGCAGGGCCUGGCAUGGCAUGGCCACGCUCCUCAACAAGCUGUACGUCAUCGGAGGCAGCAACAAUGACGCUGGCUACAGGAGGGAUGUGCACCAGGUGGCCUGCUUCAGCUGCGCAUCUGGGCAGUGGUCAUCGGUCUGUCCACUGCCAGCUGGCCAUGGUGAGCCUGGUAUGGCUGUACUGGACAACAGGAUCUACGUGCUGGGAGGCCGCUCCCACAACCGCGGUAGCCGCACAGGCUACGUGCACAUCUACGAUGCCGAGAAGGACUGCUGGGAGGAGGGCCCGCAGCUGGACAACUCCAUCUCGGGGCUGGCUGCCUGUGUGCUCACCCUGCCCCGCGCCCUGCUGCUUGAGGCACCCCGCGGGACCCCUGACUGGAACCAAGACCGGAGCCAGGCCGACCCCGACUUCGCCUCUGAAGUGAUGAGUGUGUCUGACUGGGAGGAGUUUGACAAUUCCAGUGAGGACUAGACCCAGGCCCCUGUG